GUCCUGCCUGGCGGCCGGGCUCCUGGCCGGCGUUUCGGCACCUGCGGCGGCCGUGCUUUAUCUGCCCAUCACACGGGGCUGCCUGUGGCGGGAGGAAGCGGGUGAGCUCCCGCUGACCGGAUCUGGCUCGGGGCUGGGACCCUCCGGCCAGGCUGGUUCCUGCCAAGGGCCGGUUCUGCCAAGAUGCCGCUCUCCUCCCCGCAGCCCUGCUCCCUGCCAGCCAGGCGGGAGGGGAAGGUGAUGGCAGGGCAGGACUGGCUGUCCCUGCUCCCACGGGCUGGGGGCCAGGGCCAGGGUUGCCCUGGGUGCUCCCGGCCUCGUGGAGCUGCCAUGGCCCCUGUCGACCCUGGCACGGUGAGGGUGCUCCCAUCCCACAGCCGGCUUCCCACAGCUCAGCCCCUGGUGCCAGCGGGGCUCUGCCAGUGCCGGGGCUGCCUCCCUCCCCAGUGCCACGACGGAGCUGGGCUGUGAUGGGGCGAAGCGCUGGGAGCAGCCCCAGAGCUCUUCCCUGAGCUGGUGGAGAGCGUGGCUUUGCUGGGAGCACCAGCCAGGCUCUCCUCACCGGUGAUGGAGGGGGAGGAAAGGAUUUGGCCCCUCCAACAUCUCCUGGCCCCAGGAGGGGCUGGGUGCCCCUGUCCUCCCGAAGGGAUCUCCCCUGGCGAAGCUGGUGGGAGCGGGCAAGUGCUGUGCCGCGGGAGGGACACAAUGGGGUCCUGUGCGUGUGCCAGGCCCAACACAACGCCCCACGGUGUGGGACAUUGGGCUAUUGUCCGGGCUGGGGAGAACAACAGCAGCUGCAGCUGGUGGCUCUGAGCUCACCGGGCUGCCUCUGCCCCGCUCACUGCAGCACGGUUCCCCCCUCCCAUGCCAGGGUCCCGGGGCUGCUGCCCCCUGCUCUGAGCACCCAUCCCCUGAGCCCGUGGUCCUGGGCCCUGCCUCCUCAGCAGGCUGCUGGGGGGGGACCUGGCUCCUCUUGUCCCUUAUGGAUGCUCUGACACAAGGCAGCGGGACGGGACAGGUCACCGGGGUUUGCACCCCCUCCCGGGACCCCCUUGUCCCCUGGGGCCUCAUCAGUGCCGUGGGGAGGGGAGAGGCCCCGGGGUGACCCGGCAAUGGCCGCCUGCGACUGUCACUUGGCAAUCACGAUCUUUGUGACGCCUGUCGGCUCCAGCCUCCCGCUCGGCAGCACCACGCUGCUGCGAGCCGACGGGGCAGAAAGUGUGCGCUGGCUCGCUGAGCGUGCACGGGACAUAGCCCCGCUCAAUGGGACAGGAUGGUGGCCCUGGGCACACCGUGAGCGUGCGAGCGUGGGGCCAGUGCAAUGGGUCCCAGGCUAGUGGGGAGUAACGCCAGCACCGCUGCAGUGCCAGCAGCGUCCGACCAGCGCCUGCUGCAGGGGAGGGCAGGGCGGCUGGGCUGCACCCGCAGCCUCCCCAAAACCCCUCCAUCUGCACAGCAUGGGGUGGGCAUCUCGGUGUGGGACCCGGCGUGCGCGCAGGAUGUGGCCGGCACGACCGCUCGGUGCCAGGUCGGUGCACAGCACCCGGUGCAGGACCGUGGCCGCAGCACCCUCAGGCAGCGCUCCGGCAGGCGGGCAGCGCUGGUCCAGUGCAUUUAUAACUAGUGACAGAACGGGAGCAGGUCUCCAUCCCCGAUGCGUCAGGCCACGUCGCUCCAGGCGUGCGCCGGGGAUGCGCGUGGCCACGGGAGCCGCGUGAUGGAGGAGGGACGGAGCGUUAGGUUAAACCCGGGGGCUGCGCGGUCUUUUCUGGGUGCACCCCCGGCAGCCCUGGGAAGCAGCGUGGCACCUGGUCGUGCCCGGCACGUGCCGCUGCAGCCUGGCACGCAUGCAAGCCCCCGGCCCAGCAGCGGGGACCGAAGGGGCUUCUCAUCGGGGCGUGAGGUGGGAGCUGGCCGUCCCCACGAGGAGCCCAGGAACGUGGGUCUGUCCCACCAGGCACCAGGCGCUGCAGAGCGGGGCUGGGGACGGAUCCUGCUGUGCACCCAGCAAUGCGCAAAGCACUCAGAGCACAACAAAACCCAAACAGGAUGCGUCCCUUGCUAUCUGAGUGUUUGGUUACAGCGCUCAGGCCACGUUUGGCUCUGCUUAAGGCUGAGCGGCAGCCCCGGUGUGAGGGGGUUAACCCAGCUCACGGCCAGCCCUGGCAGACCCCGCUGCUCCUGGGGAGAUGUGGGCCAGCUGCUCUGCCCCAGAGCUGGGGCUGGAGGAAAAGCAGAUGUCGGUGCAGAGAGGCAAUUACGGGGGAUGCGAUGGGGGCCCGGGGCUGAGCUCCCUGCAGCUGGGCUGUGGCACCAGGCAAUCACGGCUGCAAAUUGAGAUCAGAUGUGGGCAGCUUCUCUCUCUAAAUGGAGGGCUCGGGGCUGCUGCCUGGGUUGGUUUGCUCUGCCUUGGGGAGGAAGAGGAGGGUUUUUUGAGUGGUGCUGGGGCCCAGGGUGGUUGCGGUGACCUGCAGAGCGUGGUGCUGCCUUGGGUGACCUGUGCUUGCCUUGGGCAGCCCUGCUGCCUGCCUGGGCUGGAGGAGCUGCCUCUUGCUGGAGCAGGGGUGAUGCAGGAGCUGGUGGCUGGCGUGGAGAAGAUCAGGUUUGACUCGGAGGCUGAUGUGGUGCAGCAGCGAGGAGCUCAGCCCCUGCCCUUCCUGGGUAUGGCCAGUAAGUUGGGGACAGGGUCCUGUGGCAUCCUUGGAGGGUGACAGGGGUGUAGGAGGUGUUGGAGUUUUCCUCCUUGCUGGUGCUUCUGCCUCUUGCCGCACCCACCAUGGUGCCUUGGUGCCUCUGGUCCUGCCUCCUCCCUGGGCUCCUGCCUGAGGCCAGGCUGGCUCGGGGCACUGCUCCCCUGGGGCUGCAUCUGGCACAGCUCUGUGGAGACUGCCGGUGGAGGGCUCCCAGGUGCUCUUGCCCUCGAUGGCACAGUGGGGCUGGGGCUGGCGGGUGAAGCUCUCCCUGCCCUGCUUUCCCCUGCAGAGCUGGGGGCGGCUGUCUGCGAGUUCUGCCACCGAGGGCUGUGCACCAAGGGUGAGUGCUAGGAAGGGAUGAGGAUGGGACUGACGCCGCCCUGCAAGACCCUGGGGACACCAAGGAGCCAGCCAGGCCCCCCCCCGCUCCAUGAGCUGCCCACGUCUGUGGCCCUAUGGCCAGUGGGUUGGCAGGUUUUGGCCCAAAAUGCUGAUGCUGCUCAGAGUCCAUCGUUCCCCUGGCCCUUUGGAUGAGUGUUCCUACCCCUUCUGCACCAGGGACGGCUCGAAGACCUCCAGGGCAGCCAGACCUUGGCAGUGCCUGGGGGACCGAGCCCCAUGCACCCAGUGGGUGCUGCAAAUCUCCUCCGCAUCCAGAAAAGCUCCCGCUGGCAUGUCCCAAGCAGAGGAGCUGGGGGGUGCCGGGGCAGGGGGUUCUGGGGUGCAGGCUGGGCUGGAGGGGCUGCACAGGGCACAUCCUGGGGGGCGUGGGGCACAGGCAGGCUCCGACAGCGGGUGUGUGCCGGGGCCAGGCGUGCGAUGUCCCUUCCGGCACGUCGCCGGGGAGAAGAUGGUGGUGUGCAAGCACUGGCUGCGCGGGCUCUGCAAGAAAGGCGACGGGUGCGACUUCCUGCACGAGUACGAGGCGACCAAGAUGCCGGAGUGCUAUUUCUACUCCAAGUUCGGCGAGUGCAGCAACAAGGACUGUCCCUUCCUGCACAUUGAUGCUGCCACCAGCACCAUGGGCUGUCCCUGGUACGACCGUGGAUUCUGCAGGCACGGUCCCCUGUGCAAGUACAAGCACACGCGGAGGGUGAUGUGUGCCAACUACCUUGUCGGCUUCUGCCCAGAAGGACCCAAGUGCAAAUUCAUGCACCUCAAGGCCGGGUUGAUGACAAGCAACAAGGAUCCAUCCAAGGGAGCUGGCUGUCCUCGGGGGCUGGCACGGCUGGAUCUGGCUGCUGGCAGGGAGAGUGGAUGCAAGAAUGUGCCACCCAUGGAGCCCCCUGUACCAGUCACUGGUGCUACCCAGCACCUGACAGUGCAGCUGUGGGACACCAGUAACUGUCCCCCUGGCCCACAGAGCCUGCCUGAACAAGGCAUCUGCUUCAAGUGCAGACAGAAAGGUCACUACGCCAAUGAGUGUGGGAAGGCUCAGCUGAAAAUCCUGCUGGGGAAGUGACUCGAGUGCUCCUGCAUGGACUGUGGAAGGAGAACACCCUAAAACACGAUGGAGCCAGCGAGACGGCUACUAGGGCAGUUGUUGAACUAGAAAAGCCAGUUGAUUUUGCUCAGCGCCGGCUCUUGCAGCUCUUUGCACAAGCAGCAGAGAAAUCACAGCUUCCCUAAUGCAACUAAAAUCGGACUCUUCACAGCCGCCGCGUUCCCUCCUGCGUGGUUGGCUGCGUAUGGACUGGGGCAGCAGGAGCGGUCACUGUGCAAUUGCAG
This is a messenger RNA of Grus americana (Whooping crane), 4421 nucleotides long. RefSeq names its product cleavage and polyadenylation specificity factor subunit 4-like. NCBI's taxonomy places the organism in Eukaryota, Metazoa, Chordata, Aves, Gruiformes, Gruidae. The coding region runs from base 3124 to 4155 and encodes 343 amino acids. The transcript has 6 exons. The record is from RefSeq and is a predicted model, not a curated record. Gene Ontology annotation, cellular component: mRNA cleavage and polyadenylation specificity factor complex. Gene Ontology annotation, molecular function: zinc ion binding; RNA binding.